Messenger RNA from Rotaria sp. Silwood1, 555 nucleotides. Lineage: Eukaryota; Metazoa; Rotifera; Eurotatoria; Philodinida; Philodinidae. The record is from the annotation of a GenBank genome assembly.
AUGGAAACUCUUUUAGGAUUAAUUACUGUACGAGAUAAAGUUAUACGAAAUGAUAACAGACUUGUUUCGUCAAAUGAAUCUCAUUUGAGGCGUAAAUCACAAAUUGAUUCAAAUAGAAUUAUCAAUAUUCAAAUUGUUGAAAAACCAUUACCUGUAAAUUUCAAUCCAGUUGUAGAAAUUUCCGACAUAAACGUACAGUCAAAUCUUACUACAACAGGCAUUAUGCCCACUUCUCCAAUCGAACAAUGGACUUGUGAAGAAGUACAACAAUGGCUUCAUUUGCCACCAUCUACUCUUCAGCUGUCAUCUGGUCGAGCUUUGCUAACAUAUAUGAAGUUAUUAUCACAUGACGAUGCACAAUAUGACGAAUAUGAACACCGAAUGCGUCAUCAUGGUGUAAGUCGAAAGCAAUUUUCUAAUUUAAUAUCAUCAAUUGAAUCUGUUUGUUCAUUAAAUGAUACUAAAGCAACAUCAAACGAAUUACCUGAUCAAUGGACAUGUAGCAAGAUAAAAUAUAUUGGUUUCAGCAAAAUCAUUUAUCCGAUAAUUUAUUAA